Diabrotica balteata is the source of this 1057-nucleotide messenger RNA. The record is from the annotation of a GenBank genome assembly. Lineage: Eukaryota; Metazoa; Arthropoda; Insecta; Coleoptera; Chrysomelidae.
AAUCUGUUAAUUUUUGAGCACCUAUAAGAAAAAUAUAAAACUUCGAUACUGUCUUCGCAUAAGUGAAAUACAAAGAGAAAAUGAAGGUUAUUUUUUGUUUGCUGGGGGUUGUUACCUUAGUAGUGAGUACUCCAGUGAACCAGGAAGACUUACAGAAAUACUAUCUCCAAGGAUCGAUUCCAUGCCCGUUCAAGGAAGCCAUCAAUUAUAAUGUCUCUUCCGAUGAUAUUAAAGUAUAUUUUAGAAACAAACAACAUCCUGACAGUUCAGUACCAAUAGACAUUAAUCAGAGUUCGGAAGUCGAUGCGUUAGGAUUUUCACCAAAUAAAGAUACCAUGUUUAUUGUCCACGGAUGGCACAAUGGUCACGACUCCCCCGUAUGUGAUGUGGUAUCCAAAGCUGUACUACAGAACAACGACAUAAACGUUUUCUUAAUCGAUUGGAACGCUAUUGCCCGCAACCUUUACGUAGUAGCCUACAAAGCAGUUCCAGAGGUCGGUAAAUUACUAGGAACUCUUAUUAGAAAUUUGGUUAACAAUAAUAAGUUGGAUUUGAAUAAAGCUGCUAUCGUUGGACAUUCAUUGGGAGCUCAUGUCGCUGGAUUGGCCGGACAUGAACUAAAUGGUGCUAUUCAUCACAUUGUAGGUCUAGACCCUGCUCUACCAUGUUUCGAUUACAACGAUGUCGAUCAAAGAUUGGACCCUACCGAUGCGAAGUACGUCGAGGUAAUACAUACGUGCGCAGGUUUCUUGGGCUUUGAUGUAGACAUUGGAGACUCAGAUUAUUACCCUAAUGGUGGUAAAAAUCAACCUGGCUGCGAUUUGGAUGUUGUAGGAAUUUGUAGACACGGUAGAUCAUAUUUAUACUAUUCGGAAUCUCUAAUUAGUGGAGGAUUUGCUGCAAAACAAUGCAAUAGCUACAAAGAUUUCAACAACAAUCAAUGUAAUGCAGGAAGAUCCAAUAUGGGAGAAUAUAAUAUCAACACAAGUGCCAGAGGCGGAUAUUACCUCAACACAAAUAGUAAAUCACCAUAUGCUCAACAUUGAUAUAAAUUUAU